AUGAUAAACCACUUCAAGAAGCAUACAAAAACCCUUUUUCCAUCUUAUUUUCUCGCAAAUUCCCUCACUUUCUCACCAACCAAACAACGCCAAAACCUCACUUUCAAAAGCACUCUUCUUAAUUCCUCUACUUACAGAAGUGUCUCCACCCUCACUCCCAAAAAUACCCAUCUCUAUGCUUCUUUCUUCUGCACUCUCAUUCACCUGUACUUAACCUGUGGUAGGUUCUCCAAGGCAACAGAAGCUUUCUUUACCAUGAGAAAUUUCAAUGUUCCUCUCCUUUUACCCCAAUGGAACGAACUCAUUUUCCAUUUUAAUGCUUCUGGCCUGGUCUCUCAGGUAUGGGUUCUUUAUACACACAUGGUGUCAUGUAGAAUUUUGCCCAAUGUUUUCACUGUCAAUGUGUUGGUUCACUCUUUUUGUAAAGUGGGUAACUUGAGUUCGGCAUUGGAUUUUCUUAGAAAUGUUGAUAUUGAUAGUGAUAAUGUAACAUAUAAUACUGUCAUUUGGGGGUUUUGUGAGCAAGGACUUGCUUAUCAGGCAUUUGGUUUAUUGUCAUUAAUGGUAAAAAAUAAUGUUUGUAUUGAUUCUUUUACAUGUAACAUAUUGGUUAAGGGCUUUUGUAGAAUUGGGAUGGUUGAAUAUGGAGAGUUUGUUAUGGAUAACAUAGGUAAUGGUGGGGCUGGUAAAGACAUUGUAGGGUUUAACACAUUGAUUGAUGGAUAUUGCAAAAUUGGAGAAAUGAAUUAUGCCCUCAAAUUGAUGGAAACGAUGAGGAGUGAAGGUGUACUUCCUGAUAUUGUUAGUUACAACAGUUUAAUUAAUGGGUUUUGUGAAAGGGGUGAUUUUGUCAAGGCUAAAAGUUUGAUUGAUGAGAUUUUAGGGUCUAGGUGGAAAAAAGAUGCUGAUGAUGGGAGUGUGAAUUUGGAGCCGAAUCUCAUUACAUCGACUACACUUAUCAGUGCAUAUUGUAAGCGGCAAGCACUCGAAGAAGCACUUACUUUAUAUGAGGAAAUGGUUACAAAUGGGUAUUUACCAGAUGUAGUUACUUAUAGUUCAAUUAUAAGUGGUCUUUGCAAGCGUGGAAGGUUGGCUGAGGCAAAAAUGCUGUUGAAGGAAAUGGAAAAUAUGGGUGUAGAUCCAAAUCACGUUUCUUAUGCUACUCUGGUUGAUUCUUUAUUCAAAGCAGGGAGUGCCAUGGAAGCUUUUUCUCUUCAAAGCCAAAUGGUAGUUCGCGGUAUUGCCUUUGAUGUAGUUGUGUACACUAACUUGAUGGAUGGGCUUUUCAAGGCUGCAAAGGCCAGCGAGGCAGAGGAAAUUUUCAAGAUGAUUUUAAAGCAUAAUUUGGUUCCUAAUCAUGUCUCCUAUUCAGCAUUGAUUGAUGGCCGCUGCAAGUUAGGAGACAUGACAGGUGUGGAAUCAAUACUAAAAGAAAUGGAGGAGAAACAUGUUAUUCCAAAUGUCAUUACUUAUUCCUCUAUCAUAAAUGGUUAUACGAAAAAAGGAAUGCUUGAUGAAGCAGUAAAUGUUAUGAGGAAAAUGGUGAGUCAAAAUACUAUGCCAAAUGUUUUUAUUUAUGUGACACUAAUUGAUGGCUAUUUCAAGGCUAGUAAACAAGAAAUUGCUCUUGAUCUUUAUAACGAAAUGAAGUCAGUGGGAUUGGAGGAAAACAAUUUUAUAAUUGAUGUUUUUGUGAACAAUUUGAAAAGAAGUGGAAAGAUGGAGGAUGCCAACAGAUUAGUUCUAGAUAUGAAGUCUAAGGGCUUGGUGCCAGAUCAUGUUAACUACACAUCUUUGAUAGAUGGCUUUUUCAAAGCAGGAAAGGAGUCAGCUGCUCUGAACAUGGCCCAAGAGAUGAUGACAAAGAAUAUUCCAUUUGAUGUCAUUUCAUACAAUGUCUUAAUUAAUGGUCUCUUGAGACUUGGCAAAUAUGAAACAAAAUCUGUUUAUUCUGGAAUGAGAGACCUGGGUUUAGCUCCUGACCGUGCUACUUACAACACCAUGAUUAAUGCUUGCUGCAAACAGGGGAACUUGGAAAAUGCUUUUAAACUGUGGAAUGAGAUGAAGCAUAGUGGAAUAAUGCCAAACUCAGUCACUUGUAACAUUCUAGUUUCAGGGCUUUGUGAAGCUGGUGAGAUAGAAAAAGCUUUGAAUAUUCUGAAUGAAAUGUUAGUUGUGGGUUUUUGCCCAAACUCAACUAGUUGUAAGAUUCUUCUUGAUGCAUCAUCCAAAAGUAGAAGGGCUGACAUGAUAUUUCAAAUGCAUGAGCAACUUGUAGGUAUGGGAGUCAAACUCAAUCAAAAAUAUUACAACACUCUUAUUACAAUCUUAUGUAGGCUGGGGAUGACUAGAAAAGCCACUUCAGUGUUAGAAGAUAUGAGAGGAAGAGGAAUAAUGGCAGACAUUAUCACUUACAAUGCCCUUAUACGUGGAUAUUGUGUUAGCAGCCAUCUAGAGAGGGCUUUUGCUAUGUAUUCUCAGAUGAUAAAUGAAGGAGUUUCCCCAAAUACUGCCACUUAUAAUCUCCUUCUAGGUGCUCUUUUGGCGGCUGUUUCAGUGAAAGAAGUGGAAGAUUUGCUUGGUGAAAUGAAGAAAAGAGGCUUGAACCCUAAUGCUUCUACGUAUGAUAUUUUGAUAUCUGGCCAUGCUAAGAUUGGAAAUAAGAAGGAAUCCAUACACAUUUACUGUGAAAUGAUUACCAAAGGCUUUGUACCAAAAACUAGCACCUAUAAUGUGCUGAUUAGUUAUUUUGCCAAGGUGGGAAAGAUGCACCAGGCUAGAGAGCUUAUGAAUGAGAUGCAAGUGAGAGGAAGACCCCCUAAUUCUUCAACUUAUGACAUACUGAUUUGUGGAUGGUGUGAACUAUCUAAAAGGAUUGAACUGGACAGAUCGUUAAUCCUGUCAUAUCGGGCUGAGGCAAAACGACUAGUCAUGGAGAUGAAUGAGAAAGGGUUUGCACCCUGUGAAAGUACUCUUUCUUGUUUCAGUUCUACCUUUGCUAGACCAGGAAAGAGGGUUGAUGCCCAUAGACUUUUACAAGACAUGUUCAGGAGAAAGAAGACAUAAUGGAUGAGUAAAAACAGAAGUAUGGAAACCCUUGUUACUGGAUACCCAGCCACUUGAGCACUUCUGAACCUGUGUUUUGAAGCGUGCAUUUCAAUACUUCAUGGGGAUACGUGGCUCUUAAAUGCUUAGCAUAUGAGCUACACCAUUCCUCUGUGCUAACCUCUUGUAUUUGCUGAAACUCCUGUAUGAGAGGUGAGAAUGUAGUGCUGAGAAAAAUGGUGUUUCCCCACUGGUGAAGAAAAAAACAGGAGUAGUCUGUCCAAUGAUCUCAGUAGAGACCCGUCAAUUAGAUCAUGUGCUACCUGCACUUUUCUUUAGAUUCUGAAUAGAGUCGUUCCUUUUCCAACAGUGCAGCCGUUGCAGUAUGUGAAAGUUUAGCUUCUGCUGUUGGCAUUUGCAUUAUGUUCUAAUUAUGUGAACACAAAAUUUUUUAAAGGCUGUCACUAUGCUUCUUCAGAUAUCAUUGAGGAGGUUGUUAAGUACUAUGUUCAUGAUUUGGGCAUCUGAAAGAUCACAAAGAGAUUUGCAAGAACAUAUGGGUUUUGUUGGAUCAUGUUUUGGUCUUUCCCAUCAAAGCUGCGGGUGAGAAAUGGAGUUUUUGCUCUUGGAAUUGUUUGUCAAUAUUUAUUGAUUGAAAAUCUCAACCUGCAUCUGGAAUAUGUAUUCUGGAUCAUUUAAUAUGAAAUAUGUAAUAAUAUGUGGUGUUCAUACACUAGAUUAUUGUUUAAGUAACAAUUAACAAAUAGAAUUGAUGCUUAGCAAGGAACGUGA
Molecule: messenger RNA, 3837 nt
Organism: Pistacia vera
Lineage: Eukaryota; Viridiplantae; Streptophyta; Magnoliopsida; Sapindales; Anacardiaceae
Product: pentatricopeptide repeat-containing protein At5g14770, mitochondrial-like
Exons: 3
Coding region: 1-3066 (1021 amino acids)
Molecular function (GO): protein binding
Source: RefSeq, a predicted model, not a curated record